CUCGUGUGGGGCCGGGGCGGAGCCGGGCCGAUGCUCCUUCCUCCCCCCCCGGCCGGUCCCUGGGUUUGGUGUCAGCCGUUUCCCCGCUCAUCCCGCAUCCUAACCGAACAUCGACGAGGAGGGCCGGUCCCCCACCUCCCUUCUCCAGCCCCCCUGCCCCCCUGCCCCCGGUCUCGUCCGCAGGAGGAGGAGAAGGCGGCGGCUGCGGGGAAGGCGGCCCGCGGGACAGCUUGGUCCGAGGGGCCGGGCCGGACCGGACCGCCGCCGCCGCCGCCCCCGGGCCGCCCCCCGGGCUUGCCCCCGGGCCCCAUGACCCUGCGCUGCCCGCAGCCCCGCGCCGGCAGCGAUGGCUCCGAAGGCGCGGCCGACGAGCAGCCCCCCGAGCCGCCCGGCCUCGCCAAGGCCAUGCGGGAGCUCACGCACACAGGGUGGUACUGGGGAAACAUGACUGUUAAUGAAGCCAAAGAAAAAUUAAAAGAUGCUCCAGAAGGAACUUUUCUGAUUAGAGACAGUUCCCAUUCGGACUAUCUUCUAACUAUAUCUGUAAAAACAUCAGCCGGACCGACCAAUCUCCGCAUAGAAUAUCAAGAUGGGAAAUUCAGAUUGGAUUCGAUCAUAUGUAUCAAAUCCAGGCUCAAGCAGUUUGACAGUGUGGCCCAUCUAAUCGAGUACUACGUUCGAAUGUGUAAGGAUAAGAGAACUGGCUCCGAAACACCCCGGAAUGGAACUGUUCACUUAUAUUUGACCAAACCUCUCUAUACUUCAACUCCAUCACUUCAACAUCUCUGUAGAUUAACCAUAAACAAAUGUACAAGUAAGAUCUGGGAAUUGCCUUUACCGACGAGACUAAAAGACUACCUGAAAGAAUAUCAGUACCAGGUAUAAGUAUCUCUAUUUUUAUAAGUACGCCUCCUGUCCUUGAAUGCAGCUACGUCGAGACCA
This is a messenger RNA of Ornithorhynchus anatinus (platypus), 942 nucleotides long. RefSeq names its product suppressor of cytokine signaling 2 (gene SOCS2). Bases 31 to 885 code for a protein of 284 amino acids. Gene Ontology annotation, molecular function: 1-phosphatidylinositol-3-kinase regulator activity. Gene Ontology annotation, cellular component: phosphatidylinositol 3-kinase complex. The transcript has 3 exons. Gene Ontology annotation, biological process: intracellular signal transduction; phosphatidylinositol phosphate biosynthetic process. Lineage: Eukaryota; Metazoa; Chordata; Mammalia; Monotremata; Ornithorhynchidae. The record is from RefSeq and is a predicted model, not a curated record.